Molecule: messenger RNA, 4519 nt
Organism: Homarus americanus (American lobster)
Lineage: Eukaryota; Metazoa; Arthropoda; Malacostraca; Decapoda; Nephropidae
Product: pancreatic triacylglycerol lipase-like
Exons: 11
Coding region: 860-2695 (611 amino acids)
Biological process (GO): lipid metabolic process
Molecular function (GO): triacylglycerol lipase activity
Source: RefSeq, a predicted model, not a curated record
GCAGCAGCGGGUGGUAGUGCAGUGGCAAGCGGGGAGAGCGCGAGGUGACACUACAACUAGGAAGUGCUCAGGGAACAGGCACAACAAGACUCGUGGGAAAGAAUGAUCUUAGUGCGGUACGGUAGCUCGUUAAGGAAGUGUCUCCAGGGAAAAAUGAAGUGAUCUGUAAAGAAAAUUGGGUGCAUCAGGAAUAAGGUGUGUUUACCUCCAUUUAAUUAAUAUAUGAAUACAAUUUUAAACUUCAUGAAGAUUGAGGUCGCGUCAGUGGCGAAAUAAAGUGUGUAUGAACUGUACAUUCUCGACUCACGGCUCGUCCUCCACCCAUCACUCUUGGUCCCGACAAACCCCGGAUGUUACAGAUGAAGAGAGUAUAAUAGAGAUGUAUUGUUACCGAGUGUGCCCCUCCCCCGCCCAUAACCCGUUAAAGCUGACGCAUGGCAAUAGCAUACAUUCCAACACACAGAAAAGUUUGUAGAAAAUAAUGUAUUGGAAGAACUAUCUACAAGGAAGUUCAAAUGAAAUGAACCAGAGUUGGAAUUAGUGACAAAAAGUUUCCUGAGAACAUCUGUUGAGAAAGCAGAGUGUGGGGGCGAGUACACAGUGACGAAUGUGGUUCUGGGUGUUUUCCUCCUGGUAAACUAGCACAUAUACACAUCAUCCUCUCCCUGUGGUAACCAUCUGGCUGGUGGCGUCUGAGUCCCACUUAAUUUAUAAACUGGAGGAAGACAGCACACACUGGCAUCCCCUCUUCAUGCCUGUGUGUGCCUGGCCGUGUGUGAGGACUGUUGGCCGGGGGAACUAAUCCGACCAACACCCUAAAGGAACACUAGUAUACCAGGUGUUGGUGAGAAGCAACAGGAUGCGGGUGUGGUGGCUCGUGGUAGUGGCGGCCACGGUGCAAAGGAGCCAGCAAGGUUUUCUGGGAGAGAUUAUCUCUGGCCUGCGCGACCUGCCCGUCAUCGGUAACGUUCUGCGGGCGGCUGUUCACCCCAUCUACAGGCCGCUUGUCAGACAAUUUCAGCCAGGAAUUACCAGCAGGGAGGGGGAGGACGAACUCUGUUACGAGGACCUGGGUUGUCUCCUCACCCACGACGACUUCUUCCACCCCAUCCACCGCCCACUCAACCUUCCACCCAACACACGGGAGGAGAUCUAUGUUUUAUUUACCGUCCACUCCAGGAAGGAUAGUCUGGGGACCCAAGUGGAGGGCAUCAACCUGACCAGAGUCCUCACCAACACCACCUUCACACCGACGAGGAAGACCAAGAUCAUUAUACACGGGUUCUUGGAGACGAACACCGAGACGUGGAUGUUGGACAUGGUUCGCACCCUGCUGGUCUACGACGACUACAACGUGGUGACGGUGGACUGGUCUGGCGGGUCUCAGGCUCUCUACUCCCAGGCCACCGCUAACACUCGAGUGGUUGGCCUCGAGGUUGCCCACUUCAUCAACUGGCUCAAAGACAACGCUCUUCUCGACCCCAAGGAUGUACAUAUCAUUGGUCACUCUCUUGGCUCACACACUGCAGGGUACGCCGGAGAGCGGGUGUCCGGGCUGGGCAGGAUCACCGGGCUGGACCCCGCCGAGCCCUUCUUCCAGCACAUGCCACCCAGCGUCCGCCUCGACCCCUCCGACGCCGUGUUUGUUGACGUCAUCCACAGUGACGCAGAUUCCAUCCUCAACCUGGGCACGGGUUAUGGGCUAAGGCAGCCGGUCGGUCACCUGGACUUCUACCCCAACGACGGCAGGAACCAGCCUGGCUGCGACUCCCUCACCCGCGUCCCCAUGACGGCCCUCACAGACGGUCUCAGCCUUUACGAGGGCCUGGACGCCGCGCAGAAGGAGCUGGUCGCCUGCAACCACUUCAGGGCACCCAAGCUCUUCACCGACUCUAUCCUCUCCCCCUGCCCGUACACCGCCUUCCAGUGUCCCUCCUACAAACACUAUGUGAACGGGAAGUGUGUGAGCUGUGGGGAGGACGGGCGCGGCUGUGCUCGUCUGGGUCUUCACGCUGACAAGUGGCCGGGCAGUAACCAGAACAAGAGUCUAGUGAGCCUCUACCUCACCACCACCGCCGGACCUCACUACUGCUUGUAUCACUAUCUGCUGAAGCUGGAUCUUGCUGACCCUGGAGGAGUGGUGGGAAACCUUCGUGGUAAUCUGAAAGUUUCCUUUUUUGCUGAUGACGGAAGCCUCCGAGACUUUAAUCUUACACCAGAGAGGGCCAGAACCUUCGCCCGGGGCAGGUCUUAUGUUUUCUUCAUUGGUCACCACGAAAAUCUGAGCAGUGCUAGAGAGGCCCUCGUCCAGUGGACUUAUGAAGCUGAUAUGUUCAACCCGCUGAGUUACUGCGUCCUCUUCUGCGACACCAGUCUGCGUCUGGCCAAGCUCACCUUCACCAGCGUCGACCAUGUGGAUAACGGAGGAGCCAACGAGAUAGAACGAGAGUCCAGCGAAACAACAGAAGAGUCCAGGGAGGUAGUGAUGUGUCACCAGCAGGGUCUGGACAUGGUGAGGAUCAAGAGCGAGGCGACGGUGAAGGUGGUGUCGUCGGCCUCCUGCUUCAACGUCACCAGAGCCAACAUCACCAGAGCCGCAGCCACGAAACAGAACAAUCACACCUUAGACCUGCUGAACGCUGGCCUCGCCUCCCUCUCUUCACUCUUCAAAGACAUGAAUUUAAUAGCAAGAUAAAACUUCAACAUAACCCACGUGAAUCUUGGACUAAAUACCGAGUAAACAAGAGAGAAAACACGAGGACAAACUCACAUGUUUUAUGCUUCUCCUCCAUCAUCAUCAUCAUCAUCACUUUUCUUCUCUUCUUUAUUGAGGUGUGAAAGUUAGUUCAGCAGCUUUAUUGGCAAGACUGGGGUACAAUUUAAACCAAAAUCUGAAAAGUUUAAUGAGUUCUUGUCACCGAGGGUUUUAUUACCGACACGUAAGACCGAGGUUUAUACACAAGAAGAGAUAAUAGAAUUGGUAAUAUUCAUUAGUCACAGAGUUUACAUGCCGAGUGUUCCUGUAACUUCGCUUAAUUCUGGCCACGACUACGUCACAUUGUCUGGUUCUGUCCUUGUGCUGGCCACACCGCUAACUCUUGUCACAAAUUUUUUCAUAUUUACUAAUGUUACAACGGUCAGGUUCCUGCAGGCCAUUUCUUAUUGGUCAGAGUUCACGAUAUUUACUUGAAUGCUUUUAAGUACAGCAUUUAUAGUCCAAGAUCACGGUAUAUUGUCUUUGUUACUGCGUCAUUGGCCAAUCGAUCAACAAGGUCAAGCUGGCCAAUUUUAACAUGGGACAGAGUUCAUACAGGAUCACUACAAAGGUUACCCUCCUUAGCAAUUAUCACAUACCUUUUAAUAUCACAUAUCACUUAAAAUAUUAAGGCUGAUAUGCCGUUCAUCGAUUGCAAAACAGUCACAGAAAAUCACAUCACCUCCAUUUUCUUUCAGGCAAGUCAGUGGCUAGGUAGACUCACAUUAAUUCACUCUGGGGUUGUGCUGGCCUAGUUGUUCAGUCUUCACGUUUGAUAUUAUUGAUUCUUUCUAUUUACAAACUGCACAUACACAAUCUAAUCUACCCGCAUCUGACUGCAGACAACCAUCCGUAAAAGCAGAACAUUCACAUAAUACCCUGAUGAUGAUAAUAAGUAUUUAAAAGUUUGCUUACCUCGAACAGGUGUGUAAUGAUUAAGAACUGGUAUAUCUAGCUUGGGCGAAAGCUGGUAAUGGGUAGAGUUUCGUCACUAUUUGUCCAACCCGGAAUGAAAAUGAACUUUCCAGGCAAGUGUGUAAGACCAGUUUACAAAAACAACUGUACUCAGGGAUUAAAAUCUCUAUGAACUGCCAUUUAAAUAACAGCGAAAUCAUGUAACCCGAAUCUUUUUUUACAUUAUAUAAAAAUUGAAUACUACUAAAUUAUUUGUAAGUUUAAACUGUACUCUGGACGAAAGGUCUGUCCGUUGAGCACCCUGAUCUUCAACUGUUUCUACGUCAUCAGUGCGCAUUGAGAGGUUGUUUUGUUUCAUCUUGGUGUGUGAACGAUUCCCAGCAGCUCAAUAUUUUUUUCCUAGUAUAUAUUUAUAAUUUAAACUUCUCAAUUAAUCUAUUCGACAUCAAGUUAAUUCUUAAUAUAACUAGAGUCACCAUGCUGUAGUACUUCUUGAUGUUUACUUUAGGUCACAAUGAAGACAUCUUCCUCAAUGCUAGGUCACUGUAGUCACCUCCCUCACCACUCUUUAUCAUCAUGUUACCAGGUCAUAAGCAGCUCGCUCAUCCCUGCCCCCUGUGCUCUCUUGAAAUACGGGUGGUAACAAUGAUCUAAUGUGUUGAUAGAUUAUACUUACCCCCCUGUAUAUAUAUGUGUGUAUGUGUGUGUUUUAUUUAAUAUUUUCUCCGUACAUCACACACACACACACACACACACCAAUCAAUAUUCCCAUACCGGAGUGUUUAAGUCUUGAUUCACAGCCUCGACAAAACCACCUUCAGGGAAUCAAAUAAAUAAAUCCUGACACGA